AAAGUUAAAUAAAAUCAAAUUGAAGAAAAACCAAAACAGCCAAUUGAAAUGCAAUGCAAGUAAAAAUGCAAAACACAAAAAAAAAUGAAGCACACACAAUUACGCGCGGUGACAUUGGUUAAUUUCAGCAUACAAUAUCAAAAACGGCAGAGUUUCGAAAUCAAAAGACUUAGGCGACAAACUGCGCAGACGCGCAAGUUCAUUGGCUCGCAGAUCGAUUGGCUGAUUGCUUAAUAAUCGAAUGCCGGAUUAAAGUUUUUACAAUAUAUGCGCGUAUAUAUAUAGAGAGAGAGAAUAAUUUGAUUCCUUUGCACGCGAGCAAUUUAAUGGUGCGGCCCAGAUCUAAUCAUUUCAAAUGGCGCUCAAAGAGUCAUUCGCACGAGUUGUUGCCGCCAGCUGUUUGCGAGCAUAAACACCUAGACGAAAAUGAUUUCACGGCGCAAGAUCAUAUCGCGUUCCCUGGACAAUUUGGAUGCGAUCGGGCAAGACGAGCAAGAGGAGGAUGUUUGGCACGAUCGCGAGAAGCUCUUCCGCGAUCACAUCAACGAAGUGCUGGCCAAGUGGGAGCAAAUCGACGAUGAGAUUUGGGCCAAGAUCAUUGUCUUUGAGAAGAAUCGACGCGUGGCCAAGGCCUAUGCGCGCUCCAAUGUGAUAACCAUUAACGGCUCCAAGCACGGCUUCGAUGGCGUCCGCAUUGGCCUGAACGGCUUUGAGAAUCCGAUGCGUGAUGCCGAGACAAAGGUGAUCAAGAAGUCGAUCGGGGAUGGCUUCAAGAUCAAAAUGGACGACACCGGCAACAUAUUCAUCAAGCGCUACGGCAAGAGCAGCAUCUUUGUGAACAACACCUCGCUGGCCAACGAGGAGACGGUCAUCGGAGCCGAUAUUAUGCAAAUGCCGCAAAUGUCGCUAACGGCCGGCACCUCGUCCCGGCUGUUCGACAUGAAGAAGUUCCAGACGAACAUAAACCGUGAAUGCGCGCGCAGCUAUCCGGAACGCAGCCGCCUGGAGCGCCAGUGCCUGUCGGCCGUCUCGCUGGUCAAGUCAAACAAUAAUCUAAUCAAUUCGCCGCUCUGGAUAAUGGUUGUCAAUGUCGUUGCCAUGGAUAUGCUAAAGAAUCGCUUGCAAACGUUGCCCAAAUCUAUGGAUGCGCUCGGCAUGCGUGUCCCCCUCACACAGAGCAGCGAGGAUCCCUACUCCACGAUCGAGAGUCAAGUGGGUUUAAUUUAUCCCACGCCAGCUGCCUCCGAUGAUUCGCAAAACUCGAGCAACUCGAGCAAGGGCAGACGCAGCGUCUUCAGUGCGGCCUUUCUCAACGAAAGCCCCUAUGUGCCAAAGCCGGACUACGAGGUGGCCGCAUCCUUGGCGCCAGUUUAUACGGAAAAGAAGCGUCAGAAGAAUACGCCGCAGCGCAAAAAACAGGAUGAUCCCUACUAUUGCGGCCUGCUGGCACGCAUCCCUAAUUUCAUCAAGUCCAGUAAACAGCAGUGCGCCAGCAAGCCCAAGAAGGAGCCGAAGAUCUCGCGCAAGAUAUCGGCGCAGCAUCAUCAAUUCCUGCUCGCCGCACAGCAGCAGCAGCAGCUGGCGCCGCAGACAACGACGCCAAUACCCAUUGCCACCUUCCAUCACUCGUAUUUCCCCUAUAAGCUGUAUCCGCCGCAGCAUCGACUCUCGCAGUCGCAGCUCUCGCUCUGGGAUGCGCGCAGUCUGAUCAGCGCACAUGAAUGAGCUGGAAUUGGAGCUGGCCGUAAUUUAUUCAUCGCCUAGCAUUAUAUUACAAUUAUUUAGUCAAAGCAUAUGUUUUCAAUUUGGUCAGUGGAGUGCAUUUCGCUCAGUUUUGUGAUCAUAAAUUACGCGAAAUGCAGCCAUCUUUAUCGAGCAUAAUUUUUGGGCGUAUUGCCAAUAAUAGGCAUUAACACAGUAUACUAAUUAAAACGCAGUUAUGGAUUAGACACCAGAGAUGAGAUUUAAUAAUUAUGCAAUUUGUAAUAAUUGAUUAAAAUUUUGCCAUAGUUUUUAAAUCGUUUAAGACUGAGAACGUCCUAGAGUCGAGUUGUGUGCACAAAAAAAAAAAAGAAAAAAGAAUAAGCAAAAUAUAUGAAAUAUAUAUAAACGCAAUAAAUGCGCACAUUUUGAUAGCAAAGAAAGUAUACGGAUUUGUUGUCAUAGGCAAAUUGUUUGCUACUUUAGGCGAUUAACUUUUAUUGUUUUAUUUCCUGUAAAUACAUUUUCAUAUGUAAAUAAGUUCGAAUAUAACACACAUGUGAACACUAU
Drosophila montana is the source of this 2271-nucleotide messenger RNA. It is a transcript of the gene reb, whose product is annotated as rebuf. The transcript is spliced from 6 exons. The coding region runs from base 427 to 1725 and encodes 432 amino acids. NCBI's taxonomy places the organism in Eukaryota, Metazoa, Arthropoda, Insecta, Diptera, Drosophilidae. Gene Ontology annotation, molecular function: protein binding. Gene Ontology annotation, biological process: regulation of DNA-templated transcription. The record is from RefSeq and is a predicted model, not a curated record.